CAUGAUCCUCUUGUCGUUCAAGAAAGCCAAAAGAUGGUUGAGACUCUUCAUCGGGAGCUUGAUUCUUUACAAGUACAAGUAUCAGAGCUUACCAACUUGUCAAAAAUGGUCGGCAAAGAAGAAAAGUCAGAAAACUAUUCGCAAGUGUUAAAGUCACUUCAUUCACAAUGGAAGAGUAGUUCAGCUUUGGAACGUCAAUAAUUAUAUCCAAUAAUUGAACAAGUUAAGCAAUCGCGCAAUGACUCAUUCAACAAAAGGAUUCAUAUACAGAAUCAAUUACGUGACAGAAGAAAACAGUUGCAUAUAAAAAAAAAAAUGGCAAUAAUGCGCAAAAAUAAAAUGGCUAAUAAUCGCCUUCCUUGUCCGCCUGAAUCUGAACGUCAGCUUACUCAUGCUCAAGUUAUUGAGAAUAGUUUAUUUUCACCCAAUGUCAAUGCUGCUCAAGACUUUACGUUUUCAGGAACAGAUAAUGGCCUUCACACCAUGACUGAUACGGUUGCUUUUACUUUGAAACGUUUUAAAUUUCAUUUAGAGCUUUACAACCGAUACUAUAUUCUUGGAGAUGUACAAAAUGAUGAUCCUCACCUUGCUGAUAUUCUUGAAAGAUAUCAUAACGAUGCUAUUGAUUCCGAAUGUAUGGACGAAAACGUAUCUUACCUUGAUUUGCCCAACUCUUUUAAACUUGAAAGAGAUAAAAAGAGAAUCGUUGAGGGCCAAAUAGUACAGAGCAUCGAAAAUAAUUUACCAAAAUUCACUAUGGAUCACACUGUUAAUGUUGAAGAAAUAAAAGAAGUCCUUUCACAGCAGUAUGCGGUUCGUGACACUCUUAGAAAACUAUAUUACUCCAACAAAAGAGUUAAAGAAGAGAGAACGACGCAGGUUCAACAAAAAAGAACGACGAUUUAUAGUUGAUCAAAAUGAUUAGCAAUCGAAAACAAAGCCAGUAAUGCUCAUAGGUGAUAAAG
Molecule: messenger RNA, 965 nt
Organism: Rhizopus microsporus ATCC 52813
Lineage: Eukaryota; Fungi; Mucoromycota; Mucoromycetes; Mucorales; Rhizopodaceae
Exons: 4
Coding region: 340-912 (190 amino acids)
Source: RefSeq, a predicted model, not a curated record